Messenger RNA from Oppiella nova, 1328 nucleotides. Lineage: Eukaryota; Metazoa; Arthropoda; Arachnida; Sarcoptiformes; Oppiidae. The record is from the annotation of a GenBank genome assembly.
AGACCCUCGAGUUCUAUACCAACGAAAGUAACACUUUCUUAGAGCAGAACUCGUUCACAGACUAUAUGUUUAAGUGUUCGGUGCGUCUGGAGGAGGAACGGGAUCGCGUCAAACGCUACCUAAAUGAACGUCUGUUGACGCCGACCAUCGAAACGGUGGAAAACGCUCUCAUUGUCCAGAAAAUCGAUAAAUUCAUCGAAGAGUUUCAGAAGUUAUUAGUCGGCGAUAACAUCGACAAACUGGCCGUCCUCUACAAACUGGUGAUACGAGUGGACAAAGCGAUCGUACAGUUGUGUCAGUUCUUCAAAGACCACAUCAUUAAAGACGGCAAAGAGGCCGUCGAGAAGAUCGCCGACAAGGCGUCUGAUGACCCGAUCCUAUUCGUCGAAACCAUUUGGAGUGUUUACGAUAAGUACAGGAAUUUGUUGGAAAAGGCGCUCCAAUCGGACGCUCAGUUCUUCAAGUCGUUGGACGCGGCUUCCAUGGAUUUCGUGAACAUAAACAAAGUGACCGAAGCGUCGCCCAUAAUGUCUAAGAAAACGCCGGAACUGUUGGCGAAAUACUGUGAUGUGUUGCUGAAGAACAAAGCCAAGCAAAUGGAAAUCAAUGAAUUGGAGACCAAACUGACGCAAGCGGUGACCAUCUUUAGGUUCAUCACCGAUAAGGACGUCUACAACAACUUCUACCUAAGAUUAAUGACUCAGAGACUGCUUCAGGACACGUCUGCCAGCGCUGACGCUGAGCUCCUUGUGAUAAGUAAACUGAAGGAAGCGUGUGGUGUAGAGUACACGAGUAAACUUCAGCGCGUCUUUCAUGACGUCCAACUCAGCGAAGAACUCAACAAACAGUUCACGAGUGCCGUCAGACUGGACAUCGACCUGUCCGUGAAGGUGAUCAGUGGUGCGGCGGCGCCCUGGGGUACUGUCAACUACGACUUCAGUCUCCCUCAAGAGUUGGCAUCGGGAGUGCAGAGCUAUACCGCGUUCUACAUAACCAAACAUCAGGGUAGGAAACUGACCUGGGCCUACCCGAGGUCCAGGGGCGACGUUAUAUAUCGGUGCAGCGGAAAGGUGUACACAUUCAACACCAGUGUAUUCCAGAUGGCGAUUAUGCUUUUGUUCAAUUCCACGGAUCAGUUGCGAAUCCAAGACAUUGUCGACAGCACUGACAUUAAAAUAGAGAUUUUGGUUCAGAUUAUGAAAAUCUUCCUGAAGACCAAACUAUUCACGAGUGCCACACAUGAGGACAGUCUCAUCGAUGAGAGUGUCAUUAAACUGAACACACAGUAUAGGAAUAAGAAGUUGCGAAUCAACAUCAAUAUGCCCAUC